Molecule: messenger RNA, 3296 nt
Organism: Paramisgurnus dabryanus
Lineage: Eukaryota; Metazoa; Chordata; Actinopteri; Cypriniformes; Cobitidae
Source: RefSeq, a predicted model, not a curated record
GGAUAGGUACUAGUUAAAGACGACUGCCCCAAACACACACACACACACACACACACACACACACACACACACACACACACACACACACACACACACACACACACACAGACACAGACACAGACACACACACACGUUGCGUCUGGUAAUCAUGGCAUGAGUUAUUAGUCUCCUCCGUUAUCUGACGCUCUCUGACUGUCUGUGGGAUUUCUGUCUGUGGAUUUGAUGGUGUUCACAGCUGCUAGUGGAGUAUGGGUACGACUGCCAGUGCUGCUCCCCAGCCCACACUGCAUGAGGGUUUCCACGGCAACGGGAUGACGGACAGCAGGCGGUCGCAGAGCAGCGCCUCUUUCCAGACGCUCAGCAUCCACAAUAACAAGGCCAAAUCCAUCAUCACUAAUAAAGUUGCACCCGUGGUCAUCACGUAUAACUGUAGGCAUGAGUUUCAGAUUCAUGAUGACGUUCUCAGGACAAAUUAUAAAGUCGGGAGGAUCUCGGACAACAUGCCAGAGCAUCAUCUGGUUCAGGGUUCCUACUUUAUGGUCCAAGAUGUGUUUAGCAAAGCGGAUGUUCUCAAUACCACCGGUUCAUACGGAUCGCCCAACUUCAGGCAGAGCAAAGGCAGCUAUUCGCUGUACGGCAUGGGUCAGCCAAGCCUUAAUGGUUUCAAACAGGUCCUCCAGAGACUGCAGGGUCAAGGUCAUCAGGAGGUGAUUUUCUUCUGUUUGCGCGAGGAGCCUGUAGUGUUUCUACGUUUGGACGGUGACUUUAUUCCCUAUACUCCCAGGAGGAAAGAAAACCUUCAUGAGAACCUGCAUGGACUUGAGCGAGAUGUUUCUUCAGAGAAUCUAGAGCUCACCAUCAGGAAAGAGCUUCAUGACUUUGCCAAACUAAAUGACAACGUGUUCUACGUCUAUAAUGACAUUGAGCACUUUAAAGGAGAACCUCAGAAGAUCUCCAUAACCUGUGAGGAAGACAUCCACGUUACUGAGGAGGUGUAUAAAAGACUGAGGUUUACCAUGCCCAUGUACAGGUAUUAUCGGAUGCCUCUGCCCAUGGAGGGUGCACCUCUUGAGGACAUCUUUGAUGUGUUCGUGAACAUUCUCAGGGAGAACCCCAGUCUGUCUUUGAGUCGUGAUGCGUCCAGGCCUCUUCCUGCGCUGCUGUUCAGUUGUCAGGUGGGUGUGGGCCGCACUAACCUGGGCAUGAUCCUCGGCUCACUGGUGAUGAUCCACCUCACACAAGAUUCUCAGGAGACGACUUCCCCAGCUGAGGAUGAUGUACCAAACAAACCCACAAUGGACUUCAAGGUCAUUCAGAUGCUCAUCAGUAAGCUUCCCAAAGGUCAAGAGAUCAUGGAGGAGGUCGAUCGGGCCAUAGACUGGUGCUCUGAAAUGCACGACAUUAGAGAAGCCAUUUAUGAGAACAAACGCAAGCUGGAGGGAAUCGGUGAAGACUAUCAAAUUCAGGGAAGCAGUGCUAAAAACUACUUUCUCCACCGAACCCUACAGAGCCUGGAACGAUAUUUCUACCUGAUCGUCUUCAAUGCUUACUUGCAUGAACAGUAUCCGCUGGCGUUCCCGUGUAGUUUCAGCCGAUGGAUGGGCGCUCACGCUUGGAUUUAUCGCCUUCUCUCCUGCAUGAACCAAUCAGAGCUCAGAGCCCCAGCUGAUCUCAUCACAAAAGGAGCUCGAGUCCUGGUGGCUGAUGAAUAUUUUGCACCUGACGUUCUGAGCACCAUUAAGGAAAUGAAAGUGGCCAAUUUCCGACGAGUGCCCAAGAUGUCAAUCUACGGCAUGGCACAGCCAACAUCUGAGGCGACGGGAGCCGUUCUGGCGUAUCUGACGGACGAGAAGAGGAAACACAGCAGCGUUUUGUGGGUGAAUUUGCAAGACGAACUGGUUGUGGAGGCAAACGGGCAGAUCUUCUGUCCUAGAGAGCCCAGCUGUGUGGACCAGCACAUACGUGUGCUCCCAUCACAGGCACAUGAGAUGGAGAGAUUGGAAACGGCUUUGAAAGAAGAACUUGUGGGAAAUCAGAAGUGGCUUGAAGUGACUCUGGAGCAGGAGAAGCAAAUGAAGAUGUUUAAGAGCUGUGUGACGGUGCAGGAGAUCUUUAAUCUUCACAAGAGUUCACAUCAGGGUCUACAGUACAGACGAAUUCCUCUGCCAGACUGCUCUGCUCCCACUGAAGAGGGUUUUGACAGCUUGCUGGAUGCGAUGAAGUCUUGUCUCGCUGAAGAUUCAUUCUCUGCGUUUGUGUUUAACUGUGGGAACGGUAAAAGUCGGACGACCACGGCCAUGGUCAUCGCUGCUCUGACGCUCUGGCAUUUUAAUGGUUUUCCAGAAUGUGCUGAAGAUGAGAUUGUGAGCGUUCCUGAUGCCAAAUACACGAAGGGCGAGUUUGAGGUGGUCAUGAAGCUGGUGAGGUUGCUUCCUGAUGGUCACAGGAUGAAAAAGGAAGUGGACGUGGCGUUAGACUCCGUCAGUGAGACGAUGACACCGCUUCACUAUCACCUGAGGGAAAUUAUCAUCUGCACAUACAGACAGAUCAAGAGCUCUAAAUGUGAGACGGAGAUUGAGGCUUUAACACUGAAGAGUUUGUUGUACCUGGAGCGUUACAUCUACUUGAUCCUCUUCAACACAUACCUGCAUCUGGAGAAGAGAGACUCGUGGCAGCGCUCCUUCAGCGACUGGAUGAUACAGGUGGCUGCUCAGGCCGGUGUUUAUGACUUGUUGAAUCAGCUGGGCUUCUCAGAAUUUGAGGACCUGAGAGGCUCAACUUUAUCUUGUCUGCGUCACCGCUGGAUGAAGGAGAAUCAUCAUCAUCAUCUGCCCUUCAGAGGAGAAUUCAUCUGAGAAGCUGCCAGUGCUUUUGUUUAUGUCUUUCAGUUUACAGUUUUCUUUAAUCCUGCAUCAGUCGUGACUGUGAGAAACAUCAGAUCAGAUGUUUGCAUGAAUCUCCAUCACGCCUCGGAGCAGAUGAUGUUGUUUUUUACUCAUUCCUGUUUAUUAAUGUUAGUAAUGAUGUUGUAGGUGAUAUUUCCUCUUUAUCUGUUAAUGCAGGCAUUUUUUACACCCUUUAUUAAUCUGUUUUUAAUUUAAUGUUUUUUAUAUAUAAUCGAUUGCUUUAGUUAUGAUGUUAUGCGCAUUUGUAUGUAUAGUUUUAUCCUGUUUCUAAUCAUUUUGAUCUUUUUUUCGUGUUUUAAAAGUGCAGUAACUGUGUGUUUUUUAAAUAGUAAUAAGCAGAUUUCAUAAUGAAGACAUUGGCGGUCUCCAUUAAAACACUUUUGUAACAGA